UGUCAAGCCUGGUGUUCAAUCAUGAUAGUGUUUGCUUUUCCUCUGUUCCCUUCUGUGGACUCAAGGGUCAGUCCAGGCCGUCCCAGAGCACGUACUCCGUCUCCGCCCAUCACUUUUAUCCCGCUGCAGUUCGCCCAGACUUGUUUUGCACCACUGUGGAAGACUUCACUGGUGAGGAGAACUAGUACACGCGAGGAAAGUGAAGAUGACGCGCCGUGUGGCCAUCGUGGGAGCGGGUUCCUCGGGUCUGGCCUCCAUCAAGUGCUGUUUGGAUGAGGGACUGGAGCCGGUGUGCUUUGAGAGCAGUGAUGACAUCGGGGGACUGUGGAGGUACAAGGAGAACCCAGAGCCGGACAGGGCAAGCAUCUACCACUCUCUCAUCAUCAACACAUCCAAAGAGAUGAUGUCUUUCAGUGACUUUCCCAUUCCUGGGCACUAUCCCAACUUCAUGCACAACUCUUUUAUAAUGGACUACUUCCGGUUAUAUGCCAACCACUUCAACCUUCAUAAAUACAUCCGCCUCCAGACCAAAGUGUUGCACAUAAAACAGCGGUCAGACUUUUCCCGCUCAGGCCAAUGGGAGGUAGAGACCGAAAACAAAGAGGGCAAAAAGGAGAGACACAUUUUUGAUGCUGUAAUGAUCUGCAUUGGACACCACUGUCAGCCCAAUUUGCCUCUUCAUGACUUCCCAGGGAUUGAUACAUUUACUGGGAAGUAUUUUCACAGCCGAGACUACAAGACCCCUGAGGAUUGGAGGAAUAAGAGGGCUGUAGUGAUUGGAAUAGGAAACUCUGGAGGAGACAUUGCUGUGGAGUUGAGCCGAUUUGCAAAGCAGGUUUAUUUGAGCACUCGAAGAGGAUCUUGGAUUAUAAAUCGAGUUGGAGACCACGGCAUGCCUCUAGAUUUGCUUUUUAACAGAAUCCUACGUUUUAUCAGGCUCAUGCUCCCUUUUGGAUUGUACUGCACUCUGGGCGAAAACCGACUGAACCAAAGAUUCAACCAUAGUCUGUACAACCUCAAACCUAAACACAGACUGUUCAGUCAACAUCCCACGGUGAAUGAUGACCUGCCCAAUCGCAUUCUCUCCGGAACGGUCCAGGUCAAACCCAACAUACGCAGGUUUCACGGUGGCAGUGUUGAGUUUGAGGAUGGAAGUGUUGUGGAAAAUAUUGAUCUUGUGGUUUUUGCUACAGGCUAUAAGUUCUCCUAUCCAUUCCUUGCAUCCCAAGUUGUUUCAGUGUCCAAUAAUAAAGCGUCUCUGUUCAAGUAUGUGUUUCCACCUGAGUUGGACAGACCUACACUGGCCAUCAUUGGUCUAGUGCAGCCACUGGGUGCCAUCAUGCCCAUCUCUGAGAUGCAGGCCAGAUGGGCCACACGGGUUUUCAAAGGUCUCGUCAAGCUGCCUUCAACUUCUGUCAUGCAAAGAGACAUCAACUGCAAGGAGGAGGCAAUGGCUAAAAGGUAUGUCACCAGUCAGCGGCACACCAUCCAGGUUGACUACAUCGAUUACAUGGAUGAAAUUGCAAAGCAGUUCGGUGCAUAUCCAAACUUCUUAAAGUUGUUGGUGACCGACCCCACGCUCUGGUUUAAAGUAUUGUUCGGUCCUGCCUCUCCGUACCAGUACCGCCUGAGGGGACCAGGGAAAUGGGCAGGGGCACGGCAGGCCAUCUUGACCCAAUUGGAUAGAGUUGUUCAGCCCAUGCAGACCCGGCCGUGCACUGACCCUGACUCUGAAUCAAAGAGGGCAUGGUGGCCCCUCAUUUUGACAGUUGCUUUGGGAUGGGCUGUGUAUGUUAACUGGAGCAGCGUAUUACCUCUGCUGCAGGAUCCCAGUGCACUGUCUGACAAGAUAAAAUGUUUAUUAAUCAGAAAAUAAAAUACUUGACAUUGAUGCAUGCCAGUUUUACAUGGGGUAUAUAGACUGCUGACUUUUCAUCCUACAACAUUAGCAACAAAUUUAGAUAUGCAUACUGAUAUAUGAUUACCAAACUUGGGCUACAAUAUAUCCACUACUGGUGCAUGUGUAGGCUUUUAGCAGAUGUGAUUUUGUUUGGAAAACUACAGUAAAUAUGGAUUUGUCAAUUAAGCCUGGUCUGAAAUAAAUACUCAAUUGAACAAAA
Messenger RNA from Periophthalmus magnuspinnatus, 2120 nucleotides. Its product is annotated as flavin-containing monooxygenase 5-like. NCBI's taxonomy places the organism in Eukaryota, Metazoa, Chordata, Actinopteri, Gobiiformes, Gobiidae. The transcript is spliced from 10 exons. Gene Ontology annotation, molecular function: NADP binding; N,N-dimethylaniline monooxygenase activity; flavin adenine dinucleotide binding. The coding region runs from base 206 to 1876 and encodes 556 amino acids. The record is from RefSeq and is a predicted model, not a curated record.